AUGUCAACAUCAAAUAUAAAUACUUCCUCAGUUCAAUUCUUAGAUGAAUUAAAUUUCAAGAAUUUCGAAAUCUAUAAUGGCAAUAAGAAUCUCAACAAUAAUUUUCAAAACAAUAAUAGGAAACUUCUUCUUAGCACUUUGUUAAGCACAAUGAAUCGUAAGAAACAACUAAAGAAUGACUAUUCAUUGUUUAAUUUAAUUAUCCACUUAAACAACUUUUUCAGGAAUUAUGAUUUAAAAAAACAUUAUCUCUUGAAAAUGGACCCCAUAAGUUUAUAUAAUGAAAUUAAUCUUAUUUUUGCAGGUUUUCAUGUUUUGGAAUCGUUACAAAGUUUGACACCUGGAACCUCUAUUAUGAUGAUGCUCAUCAUAUCGAUAUGGUUAUAUCAAUUCAACUAUGAUAUAGGACCAUAUCAUCUUACCAGCAGUUGCAACCGAGCUCUCAAAGGUGAAUACCGUAGAACUCUACUCUCGAUAUUUUCACACAGUGGACUAAUUCAUUUAGUAUUGAAUUGUGUUUCACUAAUUGACCUGAAAUCAAUUGAAGAAACGGAGGGAUCAUUCAGAUAUUUACAAUACACAUUCAUGUUAAUCAUUACAUGCGUGGUUGUUGAAAUUAUAAUCUCAAAGCAACUAUCUGGCAAUGGUCAAAGACUGAUGGAUGUUGAGUCGCUCGGAUAUUCUGGUGUCUUGUUUGGUCUGUUGGUCAUUUCAACCUUUCGAUACGGAAUAAUGUCAUCUGCUAGAACUGCAUUGUAUUCAUUAAUCAUUACCCAGAUUUUCAACCGAAAUGCACAUUUUAUUGGUCACUUGGCUGGAAUUGUUGCCGGUGCAAUCAUCUCAGCCUCUUCAUACUUUAAAGUCUUCGAUCUAUACUUUUAUUCGGUGUUAAUUCUUACAAUGAUAUUGACCUACCAGAAUUCGUCAUCAGGUAAUCUAUUGGAAAUAUUAUCAUCUUUAAAUCCUUUUCAAUCAAGAAGAAGAAUAGUUAAUGGUGUCAUUGUUUCAAGAUACUAA
Molecule: messenger RNA, 1017 nt
Organism: Heterostelium album PN500
Lineage: Eukaryota; Evosea; Eumycetozoa; Acytosteliales; Acytosteliaceae
Exons: 5
Coding region: 1-1017 (338 amino acids)
Cellular component (GO): membrane
Molecular function (GO): serine-type endopeptidase activity
Source: RefSeq, a predicted model, not a curated record